This is a messenger RNA of Arvicanthis niloticus (Nile rat), 2283 nucleotides long. RefSeq names its product trypsin like peroxisomal matrix peptidase 1 (gene Tysnd1). The record is from RefSeq and is a predicted model, not a curated record. Gene Ontology annotation, molecular function: serine-type endopeptidase activity. Gene Ontology annotation, biological process: protein processing; regulation of fatty acid beta-oxidation. Lineage: Eukaryota; Metazoa; Chordata; Mammalia; Rodentia; Muridae. Gene Ontology annotation, cellular component: peroxisome.
CGCCCUGAGGUGACAGCCGUUGUGCGACGUCUUGGGGAAGCCAUGGGGCGGCAAUGGGGACCCUCCAUGAGAGUGGCGGAGCAGGCGGGCUGCGUGGUGAGCGCCUCGCGGGCAGGACAGCCCGACGCGGGCUCGUGGAGCUGCAGCGGGGUGAUCCUGAGCCGCAGCCCAGGCCUAGUGCUGUGCCACGGGGGCAUCUUCACCCCUUUCCUGAGGACGGGCAGCGCGGCGCUGACCCAGGCGGGCGCCGCCUUCCUGCCGGGCGACAGUUGCAGCGAUGACCUGCGCCUCCACGUGCAGUGGGGACCCACGGCUGCCAGCCCCGCCGGCCGCGCGGACCAGGAACUCCCGGGGCUGUGCACCCCUCAGUGCGCAAGCCUGGGCCUCGAACCCGGUACCCCGAGCCGGGCCCGCGCGCGGCCUCUGCAGCCCCCGCGGCCGGCGCGGCUGCUCUUGCUGCUCAGCUGCCCGGCCUUCCGCUCGCACUUCGCGCGGCUCUUCGGGGCCGAAGCGGCCGAUCAAUGGCACUUCGUGAGCUCGGCGCCCGACGACGUGGUGUCGGAGGAGGAGGAGGAGGACCAGCUGCGCGCGCUCGGCUGGUUCGCCCUGCUGCGGGUGCAGCGGGGCGCGGCGGCGGAAGAGAGGCGCGGGCCGGCGGUGACCGUGGCACCGCUCGGGGUCGUGACCAAGGGCGCCCCGCUGCUGGCUUGCGGCUCUCCGUUCGGUGCCUUCUGUCCAGACAUCUUCCUCAACACGCUGAGCCGCGGCGUGCUCAGCAACGCGGCGGGGCCGCUGCUGCUCACCGACGCGCGCUGCCUUCCCGGCACGGAAGGCGGCGGAGUGUUCGCGGCUCGACCUGCCGGCGCGCUGGUGGCUCUGGUGGCCGCGCCGCUCUGCUGGAAGGCCCGCGAGUGGGUGGGCCUCACGUUGCUGUGCGCCGCCGCCCCGCUGCUUCAGGUUGCCCGCUGGGCGCUCGCCCGUCUGCAUCCGGGCUCCGCCUCUCUGUCGUUGCUGCUGCCACCGGAGGUGGGCGUGCCCCGGGGCCCGCCCCUGCGAGAUCUCGGACCCCCGUGGGCGGCCGCGGCGGUGCUGGUGGAGUGUGGUACCGUGUGGGGCUCCGGAGUGGCCGUGGCGCCUCGCCUGGUGGUGACCUGCCGUCAUGUGGCAUCCCGGGAAGCAGCCAGGGUCUUGGUACACUCGGCCACACCCAAGAAUGUGGCAAUCUGGGGACGAGUGGUGUUUGCCACUCAGGAGACCUCUCCGUAUGACAUAGCAGUGGUGAGCCUGGAGGAGGACCUGAAUGGUGUCCCCACUCCUGUCCCUGCUGAGCACUUCCAUGAAGGUGAGCCUGUCAGCGUGGUGGGCUUUGGUGUCUUUGGCCAGGCCUGUGGGCCCUCGGUGACCUCAGGCAUCCUGUCAGCCGUGGUGCAUGUGGAUGACACCCCAGUGAUGCUACAGACCACGUGUGCCGUGCAUGGCGGCUCUAGCGGAGGACCUCUCUUCUCCACACGCUCGGGGGAUCUCCUGGGCAUCGUUGCCAGCAACACUCGGGACAAUAACACAGGGGCCACCUACCCACACCUGAACUUCAGUAUUCCCAUCACGGUGCUCCAGCCAGCCCUGAAGCAGUACAGUCAGACCGGUGACCUGUGUGGCCUCCGGGAGCUGGACCUGGCCACCGAGCCUGUCAGGGUGGUGUGGCGCCUGCAGCGGCCCCUUCCUGAAGCCCCACGGAGCAAGCUCUGAGACUGUGCCUCCCUGGGAGAAAGUAGGCCACUUUAUGGCCAUGGGAAGUGUGUUGGCAUGGCAACUUUGACAUGCCCAAGCCACCUCCUCAUCUUCACCCACUGGCUGUCCGUGAGCAAACUUGUGUGCAACUCUGUGGGUUCCUGAUCUACUUUGGGGUGCUUUCUUGAGCCUGUCUCAUUUGUUUUCCAGAAUUAGGUUCAGCAAUGCCAUUGUUCCUUUUGGGGGUUCCAGUUCUUUGGGCAGGUACUGGUUUGGCAUCUCCCUGCCUGAUAGCCCGUGGCCACCCGAAGUGGCUACAGCCGGGGCUCUUGCCUGAUACUCGGUACUCUGAGGACUCUGCUUGGAAGCCCAGAGUCCUAGUGGUCAGUAAUAGGAGUGUCUUCCUAUUGCCACAGCGACACAGACAAAUCCCUGAGAGCCACCUGGGCCUUAACUCUGACACAGUGCCUUCACUUUUUAGCCCAGAGCCGGGGACUUGAGGACCUGUAGGUGGUGUGUGAAGUCGGAGCUGAGGAAUAAACAAUCUGAAUGGUC